UUUUUCUCUCUCUCUCUCUCUCUCUCUCUCUCUCUCUCUCCUCCUCUCUCGUAUAGUCGUAUCCCCCUCCCACCUCUCUCCUCCUCCCUCUUCGAUCUCUCCGUCCAUGGCCUCCAUCACCGGAUCCGCGAUCUCCUUCGCCGCCCCCGCGUUGCGGCGGAGCCAGGCAGUUAACAAGCUAUCAAGUCUGAAUUCAGUCUCUUUCUUCAGUGCAAGGAAGAGUUUUCCAUCCAUCGGUUCGGCUCCGUUACGGCUUCAGAUUUCUUGUGCUGCCAAAAAGGAGACUCUGGACAAGGUGUGUGAAAUAGUGAAGAAGCAGUUAGCACUAGCUGACGGAACUGCUGUAACUGGAGAAUCAAAGUUUACUGAACUCGGGGCUGAUUCACUGGAUACCGUUGAGAUCGUGAUGGGUCUCGAGGAGGCAUUCGAGAUCAGCGUGGACGAAGGUAGCGCCCAGGAGAUCGCAACGGUGCAGGACGCGGCCGAUCUCAUUGAGCAGCUCGUCGAGGCAAAGGCAUAGGUGAAGAAGAAACAAUAACAAUGGUCCAGAAAAACCAAAAGGCUUGUCUUUCAAUCAUCUCUAGGUUUCACAAUCUGCGAGUUUUUUAAUAUUAAAUGUCUAGAUGUCUGGUUAAUUAUGACCGAUUUCACAUCUGUUUUGCUGUACUGGAAAAAUAUUUUGAUGAGCUUUUAUUUUAUUUAAAAUAAUUAUCUAAGAUUGUCCUAUAAUUUAUUAGAAUAUGAAACACAUUAUUUGGUGAUGUU
Ananas comosus (pineapple) is the source of this 765-nucleotide messenger RNA. RefSeq names its product acyl carrier protein 1, chloroplastic-like. The coding region runs from base 107 to 520 and encodes 137 amino acids. Lineage: Eukaryota; Viridiplantae; Streptophyta; Magnoliopsida; Poales; Bromeliaceae. The record is from RefSeq and is a predicted model, not a curated record. Gene Ontology annotation, biological process: fatty acid biosynthetic process. Gene Ontology annotation, molecular function: acyl carrier activity; phosphopantetheine binding. The transcript has 4 exons.